GUCGGGAAAUGAUUUUAAACUGGAGGGCGCUGUUAGCCACGCAACCGUUUCUCAGUCGUGGAUAUCUGCUGCGUUCUUGAUCUCAGGACGGCUCAGUUGGAAUAGUUAAGAUGCCCUUUCGGGUUUUGCCCUUUUCCCUGUGCAGGCAGAAGCUGGCUCCGCAAGAGUGAAGGGCACGAAGCUGGGCGGCUAGGGGAUUUUAGUAUAGACGUAGUUUUGGAGCCGAACUUGAAGAAUUAUUCGUGAAUCCGGAAUGGGUGACAAAGUCACCGCGACAAUUUAUUGACUAUGGAUACUUCUGAUGCACCAGAAUCGACUCCUAGACAAAGUACAACCUCAAGUCUUACAGAUUACUUCAUAGGUACCACCCCGCUGCAGAAACGAUUGGAAUCCAUCAGGAAGCAGGUCUCAGUUCUCCCCACCCCACCUCGAAGGAAAAUUCCGCAGGGUUCAGGGCUGCAGGAAAAUGUUGAUCCUCAGAAGGUUGCAUUCCUUCUGCAUAAACAGUGGACUUUGUAUAGCUUAACUCCUCUAUAUAAAUUCUCCUAUGCUAAUCUCAAAGAGUAUUCAAGACUUCUGAGUGCGUUUAUUGCCGCUGAAAAGCAGAAAGGACUUGCUGUGGAAGUGGGAGAAGACUUCAGCAUCAAAGUGAUUUUCUCUACUCUCCUAGGAAUGAAAGGAACACAAAGGGAUCCAGAAGCAUUUCUCGUCCAGAUUCUGUCAAAAUCUCAAUUGCCACCUCAGAACAGAGAAGUAUAUAGGAGAACAUGGCGGACAGAUAACAGCAACUACCGGAGGCUCUCUGAAAGACUCGGCUCAGAAGCCAGGAAUGGUGCGGACUAAGGAGACAUAAGCAGGUGGAGAUAUGCUCUGCUGACUCAGGAACGAACUGGGCUGAGAGAAACCAACUUGGUAUGCAGUCCUGGUGCUAAAACAGGAACAGAAAAGCCUUGGUGUGGAGGCUGGAUUCCGCGCCAUUGUAAGCCGCGAUUUGGGUUUCCCGCCGCGCGGCGGCUGGCUGCCUCUACAGUGGCCUGGCAAGAAGAGAGACGCGCAGAAGCUCUGAGAACGGCAAUCUGCGAACGGCAGGGAGGCGUGCACUGACUUGUGGUGAGGUGAGUGAGAGAAACUGACACUCUACCACAGUUUGACUCCAGCAGAGGACUUUCUGGGCCCGAGCAGUCCUGCAGGAGCAGGGCGCGGUGGCGACUCCAGCCACACAUCCCCCUCUCGAGCGGGAUUGGUGAAAAGUGCCUGGCUUGCGUGACGCUGCCGGCAGACCUGGUAGACUGUCCCAACCCAGAUCCCAGAGCCUGACGGUGGCCCGGAGGGGAGACGCGUAGGCUGCCUGGUCCGUAACUCCCUGGUGCGCAGCGGUGAGCGGGAACACCUAACUGGUGCAAUUCGAUCAGGCUGUGGCUGACUGGGAGAGAAGCUGGGCCUCCUAUAUAAGCUUGCAUAUAUAAGGAACAGAGAAGAAGAGGCAGCAUGGGAAGAGGCAGCAACAAGAAAGGCUCCUCGGCCCCCAAUUCUAAGAAACAGGCAAUAGCAGACACCGCACCAAUACACAUAAGGCACCAUAUAGAGAGCCUCAUAGACCAAUUCAGGAAUGAAGUUAUCAACGACCUGAAGCUAGAAGUAUGCAGAAUAGUUAGAGAAAUGCUAAGUACCACCCAGGAAAAAACAGGUGGUGGAAUGGAAGAACAGAAAAAAAGGGGAGAAUUGUUUGAUGGAGAAAACAGAAAGCAUAGAAUACGUGAAGCAGGUUCAAAGGGACUACCAAGAUACUAAGAAGUCUAUCGAAGACUGGCAUAACAGCUUGAAAGAAACUAAGGACAGACUAUCUGAACUGGAGGGCAGACUUGUAAUAUGGGAGAAUGAAAUGAAAAACUUCUUAAAAAUAACAAAGAAACAAAUAGCAGUAAUACAAAGACAAGAAGAUGAUAAGAGGAGCCAUAACUUAAGGAUUAAGAACAUAAAAGAAGAAGUAGGGACACAAACAAGUGAACUACAAAAGCUACUCACAGAAAUAAUCCAGGAGAAUUUUCCUAAUUUAGCAAAAGGUAAAGAAACUCAGAUGUAUGAGGCAUACAGGACCCCAGCUACCUACAACCCAAACAGAGCAACACCCAGGCAUAUAAUAAUAAAAAUUCCAGAAAUUCAAUACAAGAACAGAAUAUUAAAAGCUGUCAGAGACAAGAAACAGACCACUUACAAGGGAACACCCAUCAGAAUUACAGCAGACUUCUCUGCACAAACCAUCAAAUCACGAAGAGCAUGGGGGGAAAUAAUUCAAGCUUUGAAAGAUAAUAAUCUCCAGCCAAGAUUGAGAUAUCCUGCACAACUGUCCCUGGAAAUUGAUGGAAAAACGAGGUGCUUCCAGGAUAAAGAGGAACUGGGGGAAUUUGCAACCACUAAUUCAACCCUACAGAAAGUAUUGCAGGAUAUUCUAAAAAAAGAAAAAUACAAAGAACCCAGAAAUAGUGGCGGGGAGGCCACAACGAAUGGAGCAGAGAACAAAAUGAAGAAGACAAACUGACAGCUACUGACAGAAAAAGAGCUCAACAGAAAUGAGGCAGAGAAGAUUGGAUGAUAGGAACAGCUAUUUUGGAGAAAAUGACAUCUUAAUAGGUAAUACUGAUUUAGUACCAUCUUGUUUUGAAGUCUCAUCUAGCUUUUGUUCUUCUGUCUCCAAUGGUCUAAACAGGUUGUAUCUUAUUGGAUUUUAUUAUGUACAAUAGUAUAAGCAAAAACCUUUUAAAGACAAGGAGAUUAUACAGAAACCAUUGUUCAUUUUCUGUUAGUCGAUUCUAAAUACUCUGUAAUGCUGUCAUUCUCUUGAAUGGUUUUACAUUGUUUUGAUAUACUUAAUGCUACAGUAUACGAAGUUGUACUCAAGGAUGUCAAAGAAAGAAACAAUAUGGUAACUACUUUUAGGUUAGGAUUAUCUGGUGGUGAAACACUAUUCUGCUUAAAUGGUUAUGUUUGGAUCUGCGCUGUUUCGUUGUUAUGCCCUCUUUUAUCUCAAUCUCCACUCCAUUAUUUACUUUUUUAUCUUUAUCCUUUUAAUUAAAGGAAAAAAAUAGCAGGAUAUAUUAUAGUAACCCACUUUGACUUUCUAUUAUCUCGAUUUGAAGCCCUGUAUUACUCUCACCAUCUGGUUUUUAACUGAUGUUCCCCUAUUCUGUUUUGCUGGAUAGUAUCAGGUUCGAAAGUUUAGGCAUCAACUGUGAAGAUAAUGAGAUUCAUUAUGACGCCCAUUCUUGUUGACUUUUAUCUACUUUUGAAGACCUACAAUGUCUCCAAUGUUUUGGUUUUGUCGGUUUUAUUCUUUACUGUUUUGUUCAAUUGUAUUAUAACUAACCAUAUAGGCAAUUCUAUAUAGCGGGAGGCAUUAUGGUAACCAUUGUUGAUCAUCUUGUAUUAUGUUUUUACAUUAUCUAUUAUGUCCACCCUUAUGACUUGACCAAUUCUGUUCUGUUAUGUCACAUUUGGUUUUACUCUCUUCCAAAAAAGUAAUAAGAACCGUGGGAGCAAUGAAACCCAAAAUGUGUAAUAGUCAUGGUACAAAAGAGAGGAAAAGAAAGUGCUCCAAACUAUAUAACUGCAUGUAUAUUUAAGUGUAUAAGAUAGAAAAUGAUAUCACAGAGUUUUAUUGGAUCAAUGAACAGAACUGUUUUUAGUAUCAUUGAUGGAAUGUCCACUUUACAAGCUUUAAUUUUGUGACUUGAACAAUUAUUUCUAAGAUGACAAUAUGUAAUCCAUUAACUAGUGAUUUCCUACUGUUCAUUUUUUUUUCUGUAAAUCUGUAUAACUUGUACCCUUUCCCUGCUUUUUUUUUCUUUUCUCCUUAAAUAAAAUUAAAAAAAAAAACCAAAAAAAAAAAAAAAAAAGAAA
Molecule: messenger RNA, 3897 nt
Organism: Cavia porcellus (domestic guinea pig)
Lineage: Eukaryota; Metazoa; Chordata; Mammalia; Rodentia; Caviidae
Gene: Cenpl
Product: centromere protein L
Exons: 6
Coding region: 289-843 (184 amino acids)
Source: RefSeq, a predicted model, not a curated record